AUGGUGCACGCCGUUGAUCCAGUCAUGCCGUCGGCCACCGUCGCCUCUGCUGGGUCUCGCCCCCGCAAGGGCACCUUCUUCGAGAUCCCCGUCUCCUCUACCUCUCACCCCGACAAUCCGAUCCCAGAAGAGCCGCGCGGCGUACGGUCUCUCUCGGUGACCGAUAUCAACUUCAAUGGCUUGGCCGUCUCCCAAGAUACCGACUCGGCUAGCGACGAUUCUGCUUCCACCCCUAUCACUCCUCCCCAGAGCGAUGAAGAAUCGACCCAGAAGCCCAGUGGCCGUCAGCGCCGGGCCUCGACAAUCCUCAUCUCUCGGAAUUCGGAGGACAUGCGGAGAGUGUUGGAGAAUGUCGGGACGGGUGGUACGCAGAAGAUCCAAUCGAUGUGCUGCGGCGGCGGCUGUUGCCGUGGACAGCAAUUGCAGGCGCUCGAUGGGCCUAUCUCGGGCUUCAAUUCGAUCGCUGCUCCGGCGAACAAGGCAUUCGAGAGCCUCGGCUUGAAUCUAGAUCUUCUCACCCUGGACAGCACGCUGUCCAACAUGGCCCCGCUGCCGGAGAAGACGGUAUGGUUCUCGUCGGCCCCCGCAUACGCCGCCAGUGUUCAGCUUGGCCCCGCGGAUCAUCCCCCGCAAUUUGUGCAACCGCAUCCUCCUUAUGAGGUUUAUCGCGCUCCCCUUCAUCAUGCCCGAGAGUUGACUAAGAAUGGCGCCGAGAAGCGCACCUAUCACUUCGACAUCGACGUCACCAAUUACCCCGCCGAGAGUGGAAUGGUGGAUUUUGUCGUCGGUGGAGCCAUUGGCGUGUGUCCCAAGAACAAAGAUGAAGAGGUCGAAGAUAUCCUCGAUUUGCUUGGUGUGCCCAAGUCAAUGCGAGAUAAGAAGGUUCUUAUGCGCACGACCAAGGGCCGCUGGCCGACCAUUUGGGGCGACGACAAACCGCGCGAAUUGAUCACUACCCGGCGUGAGGUCUUGAGCUGGUGCUCAGACAUCCAGAGCUACCCUCCGACCAAGCCUCUCUUCCGUCUGUUGGCCGAAUACACCACCGAGCUAAAUGAGAAGAAAGUCCUCGAAUACCUCUCCUCCGCCCAGGGUCAAGGUGCCUUCUGCGAUCUCCGGACCGACUCUCACAUCAGCCUUUCUCAGCUUCUCCACGCCUUCCCGUCUUCUCAACCCCCACUCGAUCACUUACUCUCCGUGCUUAACACCCUCAUGCCUCGCUUCUACUCUCUUUCCCAAGAUCCUCUCAUCUCCUGCCAAUUCAAGGGCACCGAAUGCCGUCGCCUGGUCGAGGUCGCUGUCUCAGUCGCCGAGUCUGACGACUGGCGCGGCGGCUCCCGGACCGGUGUGAGCUCUGGCUACCUGGAGCAACUCGCGCGGCGCGCCAUUGCCGCCGAGGCUGCUGGCGAAAAACACGAUAUCCACAUUCCAAUGUUCCGCGGCCUGAUGGCUAACCCUCUAGCCAAACGGUUCGCUUCCGAUGGACCGAUGCUUCUCAUCGGCGCCGGCGUGGGCAUCGCUCCAUUCCGCGGAUUCGUUCAGCGCCGUCUACAGUCUGCCAACUGCGCCAACAAGGUCUGGGUGCUUCAGGGCGUGCGUGACUCCUUGCUUGAUGAGCUCUAUAGCGGUGAAUGGGGUGUCCACGAAGACAAAGUUCGCACCGUUGUGCAAAGCCGCCGUGGUGAGAGCCGCUACGUCCAGGAGGAGGUACGGCACCAGGCCGACCUGGUUUGGUAUGUUAUCAAUGCUCUUGAUGGCCGUGUCUUUGUUUGCGGGAGUGGCAAAGGCAUGGGCGAGGGUGUCGAGGCCGCCCUUGUUGAAGUUGCCAUGGCCAAGGGUAACCUGAAUGCCACGGAAGCAGAGCUUUUCUGGCAACGUAAGAAGGAGGCAGGCCAGUAUAUCGCUGUAGGUGUUACCGACGUUCUUCUGUUUUAG
Molecule: messenger RNA, 1932 nt
Organism: Penicillium macrosclerotiorum
Lineage: Eukaryota; Fungi; Ascomycota; Eurotiomycetes; Eurotiales; Aspergillaceae
Product: FAD binding domain protein
Exons: 2
Coding region: 1-1932 (643 amino acids)
Biological process (GO): homocysteine metabolic process
Cellular component (GO): cytosol
Molecular function (GO): FMN binding; flavin adenine dinucleotide binding; [methionine synthase] reductase (NADPH) activity
Source: RefSeq, a predicted model, not a curated record